Molecule: messenger RNA, 1020 nt
Organism: Heterobasidion irregulare TC 32-1
Lineage: Eukaryota; Fungi; Basidiomycota; Agaricomycetes; Russulales; Bondarzewiaceae
Product: Esterase/lipase/thioesterase
Exons: 7
Coding region: 1-1020 (339 amino acids)
Source: RefSeq, a predicted model, not a curated record
AUGACUGCCAUGCGGUCUCAGUCGUUCGUCUUUGACCCCCUUCCUGACGGCAAUGGCCUCAAGAUGGCUGCAAACCGAUACACAAGCGGCGAUAGCCCGUUGCAGACUGCUGGUCUGACUUUGAUCUUGGCUCACGGUUCUGGACUGCACAAAGAAUGCUGGGAGCCCACUCUUUCAAAGCUGUUUCAAAUUCAGGCAUCUGAGGAUCGCAGCUGUCGCAUCCGCGAAGCAUGGGCGUUCGAUUGGCAGAGUCAUGGGGACUCUGCGCUAUUGAAUGAGAGCGCUGCGCGCAAAGACCCCAUCAGUACAUUGGAUUGGGGACUGGCUAUCAACGAAUUCGCCAAGUCCGAACAUGUACGAGGUCAUCGUCUGGUCCUCAUAGGACACUCGGCAGGCGCUUCAGCCGUGAUGUGCUGCGCCAAGUUCCACAUCGAAAAACACGUUCUGUACAGUGGGAUCAUCCUCGUGGAACCACUUCUCAUUGACAAGGAUGUCUACCACCAGAACUUGGAGGAUCGUGAGCUUCACAUGAAGGCGGUCGCUAAGAUCGUCGCUUCAGUGCGCAGUGUAUGGAAAAGCACGGACGACGCAUUUCAAUGGAUGAGCCGACGUCCUCCAUGGAACACCUGGGACCCGCGUGUUUUGCGCAUUCAUGCAAAUCAUGGCCUUCGUCCUGCCCGCGACGAGAAGGGCGACGCGUGCGUCGCCGUCAAGUGUUCCGACCGCUACGAGGCCUCCACGUUCAGCGAUUUAGAGAACGUCUUCGCGGCGACGGAUCUGAUCGGCGCCGCAUGCCAAUCCAUGCCUGUCUAUGCGAUUUUUGGAGAGAUCAACGAUUUCGUACCCCGCUACAGCCAGGAUUCGGUCGUCGAUGUGUCCAAGGGAAGGCACGUCCGCUCCAUCAUCAGGAUGCCGGGUGUCGGACAUAUGAUCGUUCAAGAGAAGCCCGAUGUUCUCGCUGCGACACUUUGGGACGUACUUGUUGAUGCCUUCACUUUUCCACAUUCCGCCCGGCUCUGA